Molecule: messenger RNA, 5238 nt
Organism: Oryzias latipes (Japanese medaka)
Lineage: Eukaryota; Metazoa; Chordata; Actinopteri; Beloniformes; Adrianichthyidae
Gene: angptl2b
Product: angiopoietin-like 2b
Biological process (GO): blood coagulation
Source: RefSeq, a predicted model, not a curated record
AAGCAAAAGUGAGGGAGGUGCAGCUGAGAAAGACACAGCCUCUUGGAGCUGUGGGGCAGAAGUGAUGGAUUCAGAGCGCGGAAAGGUGACAUUCUUCCCCUGACGGGCCACAGGCAGAACAUAAUCUGCCCUGGACUCACAUUGUUUACCAGGAAAUUGCCUUUAUCACACAAAUAGAGGCAACAUCUGUCUAAGCAGAGGUUUCAAGAGGAUUUUAGAACAACUUGACUGAUGUUUGCAGGAGAUUUUUGGAGAAGCAGGAAUUUUGUUGGACAAAUGUGGGUCUUUUGAUAAUAGAUUUUAAAAUUUUCUCCUCUGCUGGAGUGAACUGAAGGGACCAAGAGCGAGUUACUGCAUUGGGCAGAGGACAGGAAGACAGCAACAGCGACGGUUGCAAACUUGGGAUGACUUUCAACCAGAGCAAACUUCAAACACCUCUGACAACCAGGAGAAACGACUAGAGGAGCCUCAUCAGAUCAGUGUACUUAUUCUGCUUUGGUGAGUUGGACACUAACUAAUGGAGGCCCCUUCAAUAGUCCUGUUGGGGGUCCUUCUUGUUCAUGGACUAACUAUUGGCGUCCAUCAGACACACGGCAGUCUGGCAGCCAGUGGCCAUGCCAAGAGCAAGACUCAAGAAUUUGGGAGCAGCGAGGACGGUCUGGAGAAAGAGUUCCUCUAUGCUGGAAGAAGAUACAAGCGAGCUCCGGCUGAACAGCCCCAGGACAAGUGUUCCUACACUUUCAUUGUGCCUCAACAAAAAGUGACCGGAGCCAUUUGUGUUAACUCCAAGGACCCAGAGACUACACUGGAAAACCGGAUCUACAAACAAGAGUUGGAGCUGCUAAAUGUUGAGCUACAGAAACAGAAGAGGCAGAUUGAGACCCUGCAACAGUUGGUUGAGGUAGAUGGAGGCAUUGUCAAUGAAGUCAAGCUUCUGAGGAGGGAGAGCCGAAACAUGAACUCAAGAGUCACUCAGCUGUACAUGCAGCUGCUUCAUGAGAUCAUUAGGAAGAGAGACAAUGCUCUGGAGCUGGCUCAGAUGGAAACCAAGAUCUUGAACCAAACCUCCGAGAUGCAACAGCUCACCGGUCGAUACAAAGAUCUUGAACACAAGUAUCAGCACUUGGCUUCUUUAGCCACAAAUCAAACGGCUGUUAUUGCCCUGUUGGAGGAGCAGUGCCAGAGUCGACCCCCUCCCCGCUAUCAUCUGCCUAUCCCCCAGCCAAGGCCGCAGCCGCCUCCAAAGCCACUUCCACAGGCACCACCUCUCAGCAGACCGUACCAACCGCCUGUUCUUCCCAGAAACAAUCCAAUCAGCAAUGAGAUCCAGAGUGACCAAAAGUCUAUGCCACCUCUUUUACCAACAAUGUCCAUAGGCACUCACAGCCCACACAACACCGACAAGCCCUCUGGUCCAUUUAGAGAUUGUCUGCACGCUCUGGAAGACGGUAACACGGCCAGCGGCAUGUACCUGGUGAGGCCAGACAACUCCAACCGCCUUAUGCAAGUUUGGUGUAACCAGAGACACGACCCCGGAGGCUGGACGGUGAUCCAAAGGAGAAUGGACGGCUCAGUUAACUUUUUCUGGGACUGGGAAACAUACAAGCAAGGAUUUGGAAAUAUUAAUGGGGAGUACUGGCUGGGUCUGGAAAACAUCUACUGGCUGACAAACCAGGGAACUUACAAGCUGCUCGUCACGCUGGAAGAUUGGUCCGGAAAGAAGGUGUUCGCAGAGUACGCCAGCUUUAGGGUAGAGAAUGAAGCAGACUUCUACAGGCUGAGGUUGGGUCGUUACCAUGGUAACGCCAAAGACUCCCUCACCUGGCACAACGGCAAGCAGUUCACAACCCUAGACAGAGACCACGACGUAUUUCCAGGAAAUUGUGCACACUACCAUAAAGGAGGCUGGUGGUACAACGCUUGUGCACAUUCAAAUCUGAAUGGAGUUUGGUACAGAGGAGGUCACUACCGCAGCAACCACCAGAAUGGAAUCUACUGGUCAGAGUUCAGAGGAGAAGCCUAUUCGCUCAAGAAAGUAGUCAUGAUGAUCCGUCCAAACCCAAACACCUUCCUUUAAACACAGGAAAUGCACAUUGUUUCUCCCUCUACACAACAUUGGCUUCUUUUUUUUUAGUGACAAGACCAGAUGGAAAAAAAUACAAAUGAUUAAGAAAGUGCAAUAUUAAAAAUUAGCAGCCUCCUAGUUGUAUUGUUUUCCAACAUGUACAUACAUACUUGUUGCUCAGGAGAUAUUUUAAAAUAUUCUUUGGCAAACAUGACAUUUAGAUAAGUAGCUGUAGUAGGAAACCAACUGUAUGUAUUUAGUAAUUAAUGAAAGAUAGACACAGGAAACAUAUCCAGUGACUUUAAUUGAGUUCUGUGCUACAUUUGUAGUUUAAAAAAAUCCACAGAAGCAGCAAAUAUAAAAUGAGUUUAUAUCGGUUUCAAUCCUUUAGGUUUACCCACAUAAAAUAUCACCUGUGAUAAAAUACUGCUAAAAAACUAAACCAAACUUCAGGAUUUUCUUUCCACUUGCUUUGAGCCACUAUGACAGCACCUUUUAGUGGGAUUGUUGGCUAAAACCCAGGUCUGCCCGAUUAUAUAUGCAGUGCCUUGCGGAAGUAUUUGGCCUCCUUAAACUUUUCAACCUUUUGACACAUUUCAGGCUUCAGACAUAAAGAUAUGAAACUGUAAUUCUUUGUGAAGAAUCAUCAACAAGUGGGACACAAUCAUGAAGUGAAACGAAAUGUAUUGGAUAUUUCAAACUUUUUUAACAAACUGAAAUAUUGGUUGUGUAAAAUGAUUCAGCCCAUUUACUUUUAGUGCAGCAAACUCUCUCGAGAUGUUCAGUGAGGAUCUCUGAAUGAUCCAAUGCUGACCUAAAUGACUAAUGAUGAUACAUAAAAUCCACCUGUAUGUAAUGAAGUCUCCGCAUAAAUGCACCUGCUCUGUGAUAGUCUCAGAGGUCCAUUUAAAGCGCAGAGAGCAUCAUGAAGAACAAGGAACACACCAGGCAGGUCCCAAGAUGUCCCAAGCUUUAAACAUCCCAAGGAGCACUGUUCAAGCGAUAAUAUUGAAAUGGAAGAAGUAUCAGACCAAUGCAAAUCUACAAAGACCCGGCCGUCUGUCUAAACUUUCAGCACAAACAAGGAGAAGACUGAUCAGAGAUGCAGCCAAGAGGCCCGUGAAGACUCUGGAUUAACUUCAGAGAUCUACAACUGAGGUGGGAGAGUCUCUCCAUAGGACAACAAUCAGUCGUAUACUGCACAAAUCUGGCUUUUAUGGAAGAGUGGCAAGAAGAAAGCCAUUCCUUAAAGAUAUCCAUAAAAAGUUUUGUUUCAUGUUGGCCACAAGCCUCCUGGGAGACACACCAAACAUGUGGAACAAGGUGCUCUGCUCAGAUGAAACCAAAAUUGAACUUUGUGGAUACAAUGCCAAACAUUAUGUUUGGCGUAAAAGCAACACAGCUCAUCACCCUGAACACACCAUCCCCACUGUCAAACAUGGUGGUGGCGGCACCAUGGUUUGGGCCUGUUUUUCUUCAGCAGCGACAGGGAGGAUGGUUAGAAUUGACGGGAAGAUGGAUGGAGCCAAAUACAGGAGCAUUCUGGAAGAAACCUGAUAGACUCUGCAAAGGACCUGAGACUGGGACGGAGAUUUGUCUUCCAACAAGACAAUGAUUCAAAACAUAAAACAAAAUCUACAAUGGAAUGGUUCACAAAUAAGCAUAUUCAGCUGUUAGAAUUGCCAAGUCAAUGUCCAGACCUGAAUUCAAUCAGGUUUCUGUAGAAAGAACUGAGAACUGCUGUUUACAAACGCUCUCCACCCAACCUCACUAAGAUCAAAGUGUUUUGCAAGGAUGACUGAGCAAAAAAUUUCAGUCUCUCGAUGUGCAAAACUGAUAGAGACAUACUCACCCCUUUACAGCAAAAGGUGACGCUACAAAUAAGGGGACUGAAUCAUUUUGCUCCCCCAAUCAUUUUGCUCCCCCAAUAUUUCAGUUUUUUAGUUGUUAAAAAAGUUUGAAAUAUCCAAUAAAUUUUGUUCAUAAUUGUGUCCAACUUGUUGUUGAUUCUUCCCAAAAAAUACAGUUUUAUAUAUUUAUGUUUGCAACCUCAAAUGUGGCAAAAGGUUGAAAAGUUCAAAGGGACCGGAUACUUUCCAAAGGCACGGUAUGUCAUUUAGGAGAGCUUGAACAUAAGGAAAACGUGUUGGACAGUGCACCAGAAACUGCUCAGGCCCUUUUAAUCUUUACUAAAAUCACCCAUUUUUAUUGGAACAAGAUUGUUUGUGCCUGGAAUAUUUCUUGGCCUAAAACUAAAAUUCAUUUACACAUUGGGAAGCCGGAUUUCUGCUUCAACGCUGAUGUUUGUGGUCCACUGAUAUGACAGGUUGAUUCAGACACAUUUCAGAUUAAAUCUGAUCUAUCUGAACUAACAAAUGACAAAAAAAGAAAAACUCCAUUAUUUCAUCAAUAGGAAAGCAAAAGUGAAUGCAGCGGAUGAACGUAUCUAAACCUCCUAAUAGUAUCAGAAGUUUUUUUUUAAAGUCAAAAUUACUGUUCAGUUUGGACUUUUGCUUUAGAACCAUAAUUUCGAAGAUCCUCUACCAAUUUUUUCAGAAUAAAAUUCUAAUAUUUCAUGGCAGGAUGUCAUUUUUCUUCUACAGAGAAAGACAUACUGCCAAAAAAUAGUAUUUUUACUGUCCUGCUGUCUGGCACCCCAUAUGGUCCUUAGCAUCUUUAGAUGGAAAAUCCUUCUUUGAAGUUUGCCCAAAGCAGAACGUGGCUUUUAUGUGUCUUCAAACUUUCACAGUAAGAGUUCUUCUUGGCACAGAAGAACUACAUAUGCACGGUAAAGGAAAGUCUUUUUUUGUGUGCAAAAGUUAAUGUUUCGAGUGCUUUUAACUUUGGUACGCUGCAAAAACAUUAUAACUGGAAAACCGAUGUAGAUACAUUCCUUGAACUUAAACAUCAUGUCUUAGGCAUUAACUUUAUGAAUUUGAAAAAAAAAGAGAAAAGUAAUGACCAAAUGCACUCCCACAAUGAACAAAAAUGAUGACUUGCUUUAGAAGAUACCAAUGAUUUGCUUGUUUGGAUCAAAUGCUGCAUUUACUGUACAAAUUGAGAGUGUGAUGUCAGUAGAUCCGAUUCAAUGUUUUUGUACAUAAGAUAUUUGUAAUAUAAUGUACUGAAAUCUUUUUGUCGAUGUUAAGUUGCAAUAAAACAUGUACAGUUUU